AUGCUUGCUGCCGGCUUCGUGACAUUCACUGCGGUAUCGACGUGGGGUAUUGGGUUCUUGGCGCCGCAUCCCGAGAUUCAGCAGAAGGCAUUUGAGGCGAUUAGGAAGACUUACGACGAGGGAAACCCGUUGUGUGAUACGCAUGAUGACCAGACUGUUCCCUACCUCCGCGCUUUGGUUUGCGAAUGCUUGAGAUUUCUCAUUGUCCCUCGCCUCCCAUUGCCCCUUGCUACGAACAAGGAGUUCAUGUACGAGGGUAAGCUGGUACCAAAGGGCACCAUAGUCUUCUUGAACUAUUGGGCUUGCAACAUGGGUCCUCCGCCCGAACGCUGGCUGGAGAACCCCGAAGCACCCAUGUUCACCUAUGGCAUGGGAUGCCGCAUGUGUGCCGGAACCAUGUUGGCUAACCGCGAACUGUACAUCACUUUCCUCCGUAUGUUGGCCAGCUUCGAGCUGUCAUCGACAGACAAGAUCGACACCGAUCCCAUCACCGGCGCUGCUGAUUUGACUAACCUGAUUGUCACUCCAUGCUCCUACAAGGCCACCUUCACCCCUCGCAACGAGUCAGCCCUGAGAGCCGCUCUGGAGACUAAGGUCAAACAUCAAUUUUGA
Molecule: messenger RNA, 612 nt
Organism: Colletotrichum abscissum
Lineage: Eukaryota; Fungi; Ascomycota; Sordariomycetes; Glomerellales; Glomerellaceae
Product: cytochrome P450
Exons: 3
Coding region: 1-612 (203 amino acids)
Molecular function (GO): iron ion binding; heme binding; monooxygenase activity
Source: RefSeq, a predicted model, not a curated record